Carassius auratus (goldfish) is the source of this 660-nucleotide messenger RNA. Its product is annotated as cytochrome c oxidase subunit 6A, mitochondrial-like. Gene Ontology annotation, biological process: mitochondrial electron transport, cytochrome c to oxygen. The transcript has 3 exons. Gene Ontology annotation, cellular component: mitochondrial inner membrane; respiratory chain complex IV. NCBI's taxonomy places the organism in Eukaryota, Metazoa, Chordata, Actinopteri, Cypriniformes, Cyprinidae. Gene Ontology annotation, molecular function: enzyme regulator activity. The record is from RefSeq and is a predicted model, not a curated record. Bases 60 to 395 code for a protein of 111 amino acids.
UGUAAAGUUUCUUCCGCUCGUUGUUCCCAUAGACAGUGGUUGUUCCACUCUCCGCAAAAAUGGCCGCGGUCGGACGUUUAACCCAGAAGCUCCUGAAGUCCGUUACGCUGACCCAAACCCGUCAGCUUUCGGCUGCAGCAGCAGCUCACGGUGAACAAGCAGCCAAGACCUGGAAGAUCCUUUCAUUUGUGGUGGCACUGCCUGGAGUCGCGGUGUGUAUGCUGAACAUGUACCUCAGGGCUCAACAACACCAGCAUGAGCAGCCCGAGUUCAUUCCCUACAGCCACCUGCGCAUCCGCAGCAAGCGCUUUCCAUGGGGUGACGGCACCAAGAGUCUCUUCCACAACCCCCACGUCAACGCCCUCCCUGACGGCUACGAGCAUCACGAUGAGUGAAGGCUGUCAGGAGCUAUACCUGAACUCCCAUACAGGGACCAGAGGGCCCUCUGUCUUCCCUCUCAUUUCCCUGGAAAUCUGUCCAGGCCUGGACCACUCCUCAGUUUCUUUCAGUUUACAUGACAUCUGUCCAGUAUGUUGAUCUUACCUCUGAGCUUUCCAGAGCUAGUGGAAAUACCUUAUGGAAACAGUUACAUUUGCUUAAGGACCAUUGUAUCACAUCGUCUGCUUAAACUGAAAUAAAAAUCCAUUAAAUUAUAAUAAA